AAUGACUUCAGCACUGACGAAGAUGAAGAAAUUUUUCAGCGACUUGGACGAGCCAACACACCAGAGGAUGACACGGAAGAUCCUGCAGUUCCCGAUGAUGAUCCUGACAUUGAUGUCGAGGAUGAUGAGGCUGCUGCUGCUAUUGAUCUCUUUGUAUCGCAGGGCACCCAGUUUGAUUUCUCGGAUGUCCUAGAAGGAGCGGAUAUUCACGCUGACCCUCCGUCAUGCAUGGACGACCAUCCGGCAGUCCGCCACGCAUACAUACAUGCAUUUAUAUCUGCAGCAUUCUAUAAUGCUACCCACGCAGCAGUGUAUCACGAUCUUGAAGGAAAGGAGCGCCUUCUGCGCACUGCUCAACAGGCCAACCCUGAUAUUGAGUAUCCAGGGCUCGAUAACUUUGCCCGCACACUCCCCACCCUCCUCAGACGACUUGGUCUAUCGACAGAUCAAUUUAUUGUUUAUUUUUUCGUUUGCAAUGUCUGUUGGAAGCUACACCAUCCAUCAGAGCUUCCUGAGCUACAUUCUCCUGAUUGCACUAAUCCUGAUUGUGACGGAUUGUUGUACACCUCGAAACGACUGGCUGACGGCACCCUCAAACGAACUCCAACAAAAAUCGUCCCAUAUGUACCUCCUGAACGGGCUCUACAGCGAUUUCUUCUACGACCAGGCAAAUGGGACCAAUUCCAGCACUGGCGCGGCCCUGAAGACCAGCCAGGUCAUGUCCCGCCUAUUCCUGGUCAUGGAUACAAUUCAUUUCCCGACCCGUCUAAGCCAAUGAGAGACAUUUAUGAUGGAUAUGGCUGGCGUAUGAUUCAG
Suillus subalutaceus is the source of this 816-nucleotide messenger RNA. RefSeq lists its product as uncharacterized. Lineage: Eukaryota; Fungi; Basidiomycota; Agaricomycetes; Boletales; Suillaceae. The annotation marks the transcript as partial. The transcript has a single exon. The record is from RefSeq and is a predicted model, not a curated record.